AUCUAAAAAAUACAAGUGUAAAAAAUUAAUUUAUGAAACGUAAAAAAAACUGUUAAUAUUUAAUAAGAAAAAUUAAAGUAUAAUUAGCAUAAAUAUUUGCAAAAUAUCGAUAUAAUGGAAACGGAAGUGACCUCCACAACGAAUGAGGAGUCCAAUAAUUUAAAAAAUAAUGUCAACAUCGUCCAAUCAAUAAAUAAGGAAUUUUCCAACUUAGAAAAUAUCGAACUACAUAAUAAUGAAUCAUCAGAAACUUCUUCGAAUGAAACUAAAAUAAUCAACAACAAAUCAGGAGCCUCACCCAAAUUGUUGUCAGAAGAAAAUCACACAACGAAUUCUCCCCAUAAAAGUGCAAAUGCUGGACAAGCGCGCGUAGAUGAGUCGACAUCUGGUGAUUGCCAAUAUUUUUUUGAAGAUGAAAUAUUUCGUAUUGAUAAGAAAGGUCGCGUUAAAUUUGGGUUAGUCCUUGAAACACCUGGUACAUAUUCAGGUGACGAGGACGAUGAAUUUGAUGAAAUUUUAGAUAAGGGUGAAAUACGUGUUGUUUGGUAUCCUGAAUUUAGGGAUACCAUACAAUCGGAAAAUUCGAUUGGCUUAGCCGAUCGGACUUUAAUGCCUGGUGAUGUGGUCAGACGUUUAGUGCCGGGAAAAGAAACCCAAAGAGGCUAUUGUCGUGAUAUCAACAUGAAGGCCGACGUAAAGGUGCUAGGAACCAAAUUUGUUAUUAAAAAUGUAAACGCUGAGCGUUUAAGGGUUAUUUCUAACUGGCAACGCGAUGGUGCUGUUUGUUUGGAUUCAUGGAUGGGCAGCACAAAAGAUGUGGAAGAAAAAGCCAUACUAAGAACGGCCUCAGGAUGUCGUAUUGAAAUUUCAUCAAAUGAUUUUUAUAAUUUUCAAGAUUUAUAUUCACGUCGUCAACGCGACAUCUUUAAUCCCAAAGUUUUUUAUCCCGGCAAUACGAUUAUAGGCAGUCUACCACCAAUGGAGAAUAUAAAAAUUCUAACGCCCGAUAUACCACUACAUACAAAUAAAAAGGGUAAACCCUUAACCAGAAAGUUUACUAUAGAAAAUCUUUACACCGAUUGCGUUUGGGUUAAUUGGCAAUGUAAAGCUCUAUCGGAUGAGACAAAUUUAGAUGACAUUACCGUACAACCGAAUCCCUGUGUAACGGGCGAUGAUCUAAAACGUUUGAAACGUUUAAAUCUGUUCGAAUCCUGUAUGCUGCAAAUCGUUGAUCGUAAUUAUUUAACCUAUUCUUCCUGUGAUACACUAGUCAAGAAAACCGACUGGGACAAGGAACAGUCAGUGAAAUUUAAACAAAUUCUACAACAACAAAAGGAGGAAAAUCAAAAAAUCUUUGUGCGCACCUCUUUUACCGGCUCAACGGGCACGACCGGCUCUCACCAUCAUUAUGAGAAAUUCAAGAAAAAGCUUAGUUUGAGUCUUGACGACAAAACGAGCAAUAAAUUGAAGAGAAAUCUCUUUAAAGGCGAUAAAUUGGGUAAGAGGGAAACCUCACAAGAAAUGGCCCCACAAGACAAACUUACACCGAAAAGUAAUAAGGAUACCGAAGCAGAUGCAGAUGCCGAGUGGCUUUCCACAGAAGAUGAGGCCGAAAUUGAUGAAGAUAAAUGUGAUAUUAAUGCCAUGGAUAUUGAUAAUUUCGUUGAGAAUCUCAAACAAUAUACGGAAGAUUGUAUUAGUACUACAACAACAAUGUCAACGUGUUCAAGUCCCUCGCCCCACACGAGUCCCAAGCAUUUGACCAAACGUCAGCUAAAGAAAAAGACUCGCAAAAAUUUCAAAAAACCCUUUUUAGCCGAACCUUGUGCGGAUUUCAAUCCCAAAGAAGGCGAUGAACUUGUCACGGAAGCUUUGUUGGUUUAUAGUACUGCUACGGUGGUGUGGCAAGAUGGCACCAUAGAAUCGGAUAUACCCUCAACGCAAUUGUAUCCCAUACAUCAUUUGGAUAAUCAUGAAUUUUUCCCGGGAGAUUUUGUAAUAUCCGCAAAAGAAGAUCCAGAUUUUAAUCAUCGUGAUUAUGGUGUCAUACAAACCGUAGAUCAUCAGGGUAGAAUAGCUCACGUUAAAUGGUUUACCACUUAUUCAAAUGCCGAUGAGCCGAAACCCUCAUACAAUGGUGAAACGGAAUGUAGUGUUUACGAUCUAAAAGAUCAGCCAGAUUUUCAAUAUCGUCCCGGAACCAUGGUUAUACGUGUGGCCAAUUUCGUUGGUGAAGAUGCCAACUGUACAGCUGGUCAAGUUAUUGAUAAUUAUAUUGAUGGUCGUGUUAAGGUGUGGUGGGUUGAUGGUCACAUUAGCCUGUGUUGGCCACAGGAUCUUUUCGAAAUGGGGCAAUUGGAUCAAAUCGAUUUUAGUCAUGCCUCAGAGGAUUCAUGGGAAACGGAAUCGGAAAAUAGCGAAGUGGGUUGUGGUGGUGGCAGCAGUCUUAAAUUGUCCAUAGCUGAGUCACAUAUUUUAACGAAUAUCGAAAAAGCUCGUGUGGCUCUUGCUCGUUUGCAGGAGAUUUUCAAUAUAAGUCCAAAUUUACAAAAUCCAGAGGUAAUGCGUAAAUUGUUGACGGUUUAUAAAAGUUGUCGCUUUUUAGAUCGUCUUUUAAAUACAAACUUCUUCCAUGAAGAUCAUUUUAUGGGUCUUAUUGAACGUGUUCGCAAAGUUGGAUCUCAGUCAAUAAACGAACGUGUACAAGAACAAAAAAAUCGUUUAUUCAGUGACACUUUACAAGCCACUUCUCCAAGUCCCAAUAAACAUCAGCAACAGCACCAACAUCAAUACAAUGCUAUAGUGUUAAAAAUAUCAGGUGUUGGUAAAAACAACUUCAGCCAUAAUGGAGAUGGUGUUGGGGUUGGUGGUGAACACAAAUGUCAUCAAUCACAACAACUGGAAAACAUAUCGGCAGCAAGUUCGGCGACUGCAUCAAAGGAAUUUACUCCUCGAUUACUUUUAACUAUAUCAUCAACGCCUUUCAAAUGUCCCAACAGUCAUAAUCAUAACACUAACGCGAGUGCUCAAUUAACUUCUUCGUCAUCUCUUAAAAGGCGCUGUUCUCCAGCAGCAGCAGCUAAAGAACCUCAAACUAAAAAGACGGAAGAAGAUGUGCCAAUCGCCGCUGCAACUACUGAUAAUGAGAAACACAACAGUCCUCCUAACGCAGAGACAAAUCUGUCGCCUUCAUUGGAAUUUUCUCCCAAUAAAAAUAAACAAUACAAUGCUGAAAAGAAUCAACUCUUAAAUUCGGUAAUGAUGAAUAUCGAGAAGGCCUUUGAGAAAACAAGUCAUUUGACUGCUACGUCAAAUGACUCUGGCAAUUAUUCUCGUAAUGAAAAUUGUGAUGGUAGUUCUACCAGUUACACUAGUUCCUCGGAUUUAAUCAAUAUAGAUACGAAUACUUCCCUCACAAAGCCAAACGAUUAUCCCAAAUCAAUUAAUCAGUCAAGUAGUAGUAUAGAAUUGACUGAGGAAGUUCCGGAAUUGGUAUGUGUACGUUUGUGCUCAUUGCUUAAUGAACAAUUGGUCAAGUGUCUCAAUGAAAUAUGUGAGAAAUAUUAUAAAGAUGAUCAACAGAAUUUGAGUGAGGUCUUAAAGAUUGAUUUAAUUAGCAAUGAUGAUGAGACCAUAGAAACUUUAAUUGAUAUUGAGGUCGAUCAAGUGACUGUAGAAUCUCAUAAAAAUGAGGAGAAGGUUGUUAAAACAGAAGAAGUUGUAACAGCAGCCAAACAGGUGACUGAAGACAGCACUACUGCAGCAACACCAAAUCCCUUAGAACCUGCCACGGAUUCGUCUAACUUAUCUCCAACAACGACAGUUAAUGCUAUAUUGGAAGCUGGUAUUAAUGUAUUAAAUGUCAAUCAGGAAUGUUUUCAAGUUCUCUCCAAUGCUCCUAAAAAUCAUAAAUAUCAAUUAACCAUUUUCCAUCCAAAUAAUACUCACCAAUACUACAAGGCUGUGCAACGAGAACAUCGUAUGUUGAAAACGUCCUUACCUCCUGGUGUAUAUGUAAAAGUUUAUGAAGAUCGUAUGGAUUUGCUAAGUGUUAUGAUUGAGGGUCCCAAAUAUACGCCCUAUGAGGAUGGCAUGUUUUUCUUUGACAUCCAGCUGGGCCGUGAUUAUCCCAAAACUCCACCACUGUGUCACUACAUUAGCUACUGUUCUGAUCGUCUUAAUCCCAAUCUUUAUGAAGAUGGCAAAGUGUGUGUUUCAUUGUUGGGCACUUGGAUGGGCAAGGACACUGAAAUUUGGGGUCCCAACAGCACACUGUUACAAGUGAUUGUUUCCAUACAAGGUCUUAUAUUAGUACCAGAACCCUACUUCAAUGAAGCUGGCUAUGAAAAACAAAAAGCCACUCAACAAGGCAAAGAAAAUUCUCGCAUGUACAAUGAAAUGGUCAUUAUUAAAAUGGUACAGGCUACUACGAAGUUAAUACAAAAUUCUCCCGAAAUAUUCCGUGAUGAAAUACAAAGUCAUUACAGACAGAACGGCCUUAAAAUGUAUGAACGUAUAAAGGGUUGGAUGGAAUUGUCGAAACAGAAAAAUGCGAAUACCAACGGAAAUGCUAAGCACGAUCCAGAUACCAGCGAACAUGUAGAACCGGCCAGCAAACUAUACCCUUUACCAGACUUUCCUUUGGUACCGGCAAGUCGUGGUUUUUGUUUAACUUUGGCUGGACUUUUAGAAAGUUUCAAACAAAGAAUUAACUAUUUAAAUGAAACUACAACAGCAACACAGAAAACGGAAACUACAACUAAACCAACAACAACAAAUACAUUUGAAUAGCCUUAUUUUAUUAAAAUAAAACCAACUUAGUCGAAUUCAAUUUCAAUUAUAGGCCUUUAGAACAAAGAAUAAAAACAAAAGAAAAAAUAAACGAAAUAAAAGAAAAACUAUGGUGCUAACGCCUUGGCAGCAACUAAUAGCACUUAUUAAAAGUAUUAUGAAAAAUUUAAAUUAAAAAAAAAUAAAAAAAUGUUGUGUAUUUUCUAUUAUUAAAGUAAAAUUUUCACUUUAAAACUUAAUAAUAUAAUAUUGUAUAUUUUAGUAAAUUUAUAAUAUUAUACUCUACUAUAUUUUAUUAGCUAUUCCAAAUAAUAUUAUCUUAUCAAAGAAAAAAAUAAUCUCAUAAAAAAUUAUUCCAUAAAAAAAUGAAAAAAAAAUUAAAUAAUAAAAAUAUUG
Molecule: messenger RNA, 5187 nt
Organism: Calliphora vicina (urban bluebottle blowfly)
Lineage: Eukaryota; Metazoa; Arthropoda; Insecta; Diptera; Calliphoridae
Product: (E3-independent) E2 ubiquitin-conjugating enzyme
Exons: 11
Coding region: 115-4791 (1558 amino acids)
Molecular function (GO): ubiquitin conjugating enzyme activity
Source: RefSeq, a predicted model, not a curated record